AUGUACCAGGUAAAGCCCGUUUGCGGGGGUGACAUCACGGUUGAUUUGCCCACCUGCAUGUACAAGUUAGCAAAUAUCCACGCUCGGUCGGCGAACAGCUGCACCCACGAGCACGCGCUGCAGAAUGGCGAGAUGGACCCAGCCGUCAAAGCUCUGGAGGCCCGUCAGGAUGAGAUCAUGCGCAAAUUGUACGAGCUGAAGGCAGCCGUGGAGGGCCUGGCUAAGACUGUGACCACUCCUGACGCUGAUCUGGACCUGACUGUUGGCGGCGGGCUUUCGUCAUCCCAGAGCUGCGCCUUCCAUGGCACCGCCGACCUGGACACGCUACUGGGCAAGGACCUUGGCGCUCUCAGAGACAUCGUCAUCAACGCCAAUCCAGCACAGCCCCCCAUCACUCUCUUGGUUCUUCACAAGUUGCUGUGUCAGCGCUACCAGGUCCUCUCCACCGUUCACGUCCACUCAUCUGUCAGCAGCGUACCAGAGCAGCUUCUCUCCUGCCUUGGACCCCGCCACCCGGACAGCUACGCCCGCCAUCUCUUCCAGCUUGGCUUCACCCUCAUAUGGAAAGACGUCCCCAAACUGCAGAUGAAGUUCAACGUUCAGAACAUGUGCCCCGUGGAAGGCGAGGCAAACGUGGCACGCUUCCUCUUCAAACUGCUGGCGCCAUACCCGUCCGACGUUGCGUCAGCCACCUUAGUGGAUAACUGGGUGGACGCGGCCUUUUUCCAGUUGGCCGAGGGCGGCACCAAGGAGCGGGCAGUCGUCCUGCGCGCCCUCAACUCAACUCUGGGCCGCGGGCCCUGGCUGGUCGGGCGAGAAGUCUCCCUGGCUGACGUGGCGUGCUACUGCUGUCUUCUGCUCACCGGCGCUGCCUCCUCAGCCCCCGCCAAUGUCCAGCGCUGGCUCCAGUCCUGCGAGAACCUGGGUCACUUCGGGCCCGCUAAGGUACUCAGACAGUGA
Nerophis lumbriciformis (worm pipefish) is the source of this 960-nucleotide messenger RNA. The record is from RefSeq and is a predicted model, not a curated record. NCBI's taxonomy places the organism in Eukaryota, Metazoa, Chordata, Actinopteri, Syngnathiformes, Syngnathidae.